UGACUCGAGUGGUGGGAAUAAGUUUGGUUGCUAAUGGAGAGACAUAGCCAAUCACAGUUGAGACAGCUGCUUGCUAUUGGUGGAUCUAGCGGAAAUUAGCGGAAAUGAGAUAGAAGAAAUACGCUGAUUGGCUUGGACAGGUUAAAGGAGAAUCAAGUUUCCGGAAGAUUCCAGAAGCGUCUUUCUCGAAGGUCAUAAAUACGAGGCGCAGCCGAAAUUUGGUCAUUGUCAGAUACGUUGCGAAGCGAAGUACAAGUCUUAAAUUUUAACCAAAUAUUAACCUCGUGUUAAAUUAACUUUUUUUAAUUCAAUCAUACUUAGACAAGGAAAUUAAUUACAAUGGCAACAAAAGCACCAGCAAUUGGAAUUGAUUUAGGCACAACCUAUUCAUGUGUUGGAGUUUUCCAACAUGGAAAAGUUGAAAUCAUCGCCAAUGAUCAAGGAAACAGAACUACACCAAGUUAUGUUGCAUUCACCGACACUGAACGUCUCAUCGGUGAUGCUGCCAAAAACCAGGUCGCCAUGAAUCCAAACAACACCAUUUUCGAUGCCAAACGUUUGAUUGGUCGUCGUUUUGAUGAUGCAACUGUCCAAGCUGAUAUGAAGCAUUGGCCAUUUGAAGUUAUCAGUGAUGGUGGUAAACCAAAAAUCCAAGUCAACUACAAGGGCGAGAACAAGAACUUCUUCCCAGAAGAAGUCAGUUCAAUGGUCCUUGUUAAAAUGAAGGAAACUGCCGAAGCAUACCUUGGACAAACAGUAAGCAAUGCUGUUAUCACAGUUCCAGCUUAUUUCAAUGACUCCCAACGUCAAGCAACCAAGGAUGCUGGUACAAUCUCCGGAUUGAAUGUACUCCGUAUCAUCAAUGAACCCACCGCAGCUGCAAUUGCUUAUGGCCUUGACAAAAAAGCAGUCGGUGAACGUAACGUUCUGAUUUUCGAUUUGGGUGGUGGUACCUUUGAUGUUUCAAUCUUAACAAUUGAAGAUGGUAUCUUUGAAGUUAAAUCAACUGCUGGUGAUACUCAUUUGGGUGGUGAAGAUUUUGACAACAGAAUGGUCAAUCAUUUUGUUCAAGAAUUUAAACGUAAAUACAAAAAAGAACUUACUGCCAACAAGAGAGCACUCAGAAGAUUGAGAACAGCAUGUGAACGUGCAAAGAGAACUUUGUCAUCAUCAACACAGGCCAAUAUUGAAAUUGAUUCACUCUAUGAGGGUAUUGAUUUCUAUACAUCAAUUACACGUGCACGUUUUGAAGAACUUUGUGCUGAUCUUUUCAGAGGUACACUUGAACCUGUUGAAAAAUCACUUCGUGAUGCUAAAAUGGACAAAGCUAUCAUUCAUGAUAUUGUUCUUGUUGGUGGAUCAACCAGAAUUCCAAAAAUUCAAAAACUUCUUCAAGAUUUCUUCAAUGGUAAAGAACUCAACAAAUCCAUCAAUCCUGAUGAAGCUGUUGCCUAUGGUGCUGCUGUUCAAGCUGCUAUUCUUCAUGGUGAUAAAUCAGAAGCUGUACAAGAUCUUCUUCUUCUUGAUGUUACACCAUUGUCAUUGGGAAUUGAAACAGCUGGUGGUGUUAUGACUGCUCUUAUUAAGAGAAACACAACCAUUCCAACAAAACAAACUCAAACAUUCACAACAUAUGCUGAAAAUCAACCAGGUGUAUUGAUUCAAGUUUAUGAAGGUGAACGUGCCAUGACAAAAGACAACAAUCUUCUUGGCAAAUUUGAACUUUCUGGAAUUCCACCAGCACCACGUGGUGUACCACAAAUUGAGGUUACAUUUGAUAUUGAUGCUAAUGGUAUUCUUAAUGUAUCAGCCAUUGAUAAAUCAACUGGUAAAGAAAAUAAAAUCACCAUUACCAAUGACAAAGGUCGUCUUAGCAAAGAAGAUAUUGAACGUAUGGUCAAUGAAGCUGAAAAAUACAAAAAUGAAGAUGAAAAACAAAAAGAUACUAUUUCAUCUAAAAAUGGUCUUGAAUCAUAUUGCUUCAGCAUGAAGAGCACAGUUGAAGAUGAAAAAUUAAAAGACAAAAUCAGCUCAAGUGAUAAACAAGUUGUUCUUGAUAAAUGCAAUGAAAUCAUCAAAUGGCUUGACCAAAAUCAACUUGCUGACAAAGAAGAAUAUGAACACAAGCAAAAAGAACUUGAAUCAAUUUGCAAUCCAAUUGUCACCAAGUUGUACCAAGGUAGUGGUGGUAUGCCAGGAGGUAUGCCAGGUGGUAUGCCAGGUGCUGGUGGUGCUGCUCCAGGUGGUGCUCCAACAUCAGGUGCCGGACCAACCAUUGAAGAGGUCGAUUAAAUAAUUUCUCUUUUAAAUUUUAAAAAAAAAAAAAACAUCAACUUUUUUUUCAUUCUACAAUCAACAAUUCCAUCGUUGCAUCAUUUUUUUUUCUUAUUUUUUUUUAUUUUUUUUUCUUAUUUUUAUGCUCUGUGAUGUUAUAGUCUUAGCGAAAAUCAUUCGAUUUGAUAAAUAAAUAACAAGCGUCAAAAUUGAA
This is a messenger RNA of Aphidius gifuensis, 2488 nucleotides long. It is a transcript of the gene Hsc70-4, whose product is annotated as heat shock 70 kDa protein cognate 4. The record is from RefSeq and is a predicted model, not a curated record. Gene Ontology annotation, cellular component: cytosol; cytoplasm; nucleus. Gene Ontology annotation, biological process: vesicle-mediated transport; cellular response to unfolded protein; protein refolding. NCBI's taxonomy places the organism in Eukaryota, Metazoa, Arthropoda, Insecta, Hymenoptera, Braconidae. The transcript has 3 exons. Gene Ontology annotation, molecular function: misfolded protein binding; ATP hydrolysis activity; ATP binding. The coding region runs from base 340 to 2292 and encodes 650 amino acids.